GGCGCGGAAAUUACUCAGUCAGCCAGCCAGAGAGAGAUUCAGAGAGCCUGGGCCCAGCCCAGGAUACCAACACCGAAUCGGGCAGGGGCAGCGCCGCAGCGGACAGCCCUGCGCAGCGGACCGCAGAGCAGCCUGGCCUCCCUGCAACCAAACACAGCCUAGGCUGUCCCCGGGCUCCCCCUGUGCUUUCCCUCGCUCCCACUCUCUGUGCUAUAUCGGAGGCUGAAAUGGUGACUAAAGCCGAGAUCCUGCCGCCCUUGCUCACGGAGCCGCUGUACCAGUCGGUGGACACUUACCAGAAGCUGGAAGAGGUGAUGAUGACCGGCACGUUAGUGACAGCCUCCACCGACCAGCCGUUUUAUGGGGAACCCCUGCAGCAGUUCGACCAUCUGUCAGCGGACACUUUUACAGAUAUAUCUCCCGGAGCCGAGAAGAAUCUCAUGGAGCCGUAUUCGGCGCAGAGCUGCCGCCUUCCGUCCAUCACCUACACGGGCCGUUUCUCUUUGGAACCGGCUUCCAGCUGCAACAGCCUGUGGCCGGAGCCCCUUUUCAGCCUGGUCAGCGGCAUCGUCAGUAUGAGCAGCAGCAACAACCCGGCUUCAGCCAACCAGGACAGCGACUCCGAGGCGAUGUGCCCGACAGCCUCGGCCGGCUUCAGCGGCUCCAGCUCGGACAUGUUCCCGGGUCAGUCGGACAGCUUUCCCAGUGGCCCCAGCUCGAUCCAGUACCCGACUUGCUCCAACAAGGGUUUUCAGCUGCCAAUGAUCCCGGACUAUCUAUUCUCGCAGCAAGACGACCUGAACCUGGAUAGUACAGAACAGAAACCAUUCCAGAGCGUGGAGCCGAGAGGCCAGCCCCCUCUCAUCCCACUGUCCACCAUCAAGGCAAUAGCCAACCAGGGUAACUGUCCUGAGGCGAAGAACACGGUCACUUACCACUCGCAACUGACCAAACCUUGCAGGCUGAGGAAGUACCCAAACCGGCCCAGCAAGACCCCUCCACACGAGCGGCCGUAUGCCUGCCCCAUGGAGACUUGCGACCGCCGCUUCUCCCGCUCGGACGAGCUGACCCGCCACAUCCGUAUCCACACCGGACAGAAGCCGUUCCAGUGCCGCAUCUGCAUGAGGAACUUCAGCCGGAGCGACCACCUCACCACUCACAUUCGCACGCACACCGGCGAGAAACCGUUUGCCUGCGAGGUCUGCGGGAGGAAAUUCGCCAGAAGCGAUGAGCGGAAGAGACACACCAAGAUUCACCUGAGGCAGAAGGAAAAGAAAGUUGACAAAGCCCUGUGUAUUUCCAGCCCGCCGGCAAUCUCCUUCCCUUCCCCGGUCACUAACUCUUACCCCUCCACAAUAGUGGGCACCUCCUUUGAAUCCCCAGUCACUAGCACUUACCCGUCCACUAUAGUGAGCACUUCCUUUGAAUCUCCAGUCACUAGCACUUACCCGUCCACAAUAAUCAGCACCUCCUUUGAAUCCCCAGUCAGUAACACUUACCUCUCCACAAUAGUCAGUACCUCCUUUGAGUCCCCUGUCACUAACACUUAUCCUUCUACGAUAGUCAGCUCCUCCUUUGAAUCCCCAGUAACUAAUACCUACCCCUCUGCAGAAGUGAGCGCCUCUUUUGAUUCCUCAGUCACUAGCGCUUACCCUUCUACAAUAGUCAGUACCUCCUUUGAGUCCCUAGUCACUAACACUUACCAUUCCUCAGUCGUAACCAAUAGUUAUCCAUCAGUGACGUCCCCAUCCUCUGAGAUUGCAUCCACUCUAACACCAAGGACAAUUGAGAUCUGAAAUUGUUCAAGGCUCCAGUAUUGGACUUGUUUUUAUAUAUGUAAACUUCACCUAGCUAUUGUGUAUUUGUAUGCCAAGUAUUACACCUUCACAAUUCUGCAGAUGCUAUUCAUGUGAAGAUUGUUCAAUGGGGUUGGGGUGGGGGGGAUGUUUGCAUAUUCCAUCCUGUAUUACUUGGAGUUGGUGGGACCUUUGGGAAACCUUUCCAUUGUGCAAAUGCUAUCAUUAGUUCCUUUCAAUGAAACAAAAAGCAUACCUGGAAUGCAAUGAGGUGCCAGCAUGUGCAGGAGAUGUUUGUUAUUCUGUGGAGGUCACAUCCGUACUUGCCUAGUGGCAGAACCCUUCUUUGUCUCUCAGUUUGUUUUAAAACUAUAAGCGGUCUGUGUGCCUUCUAUGUGUAGCUUGCUGACAUGUGUGUCUAUUAGUGGAUACACUGUAUUAAAGCCUUAAAGGUGAAGGAGAUGGUCACUGAAGGCACUUUGCUGUUGGAAGGGAUAUUAGAGGGAAGGGGAAGAAAUGCCAAAUGAACAUUUCUUUCAAAUGUAAGCAAAAAAAAAUCAAAAGUAUAUUUUUGUAAUCUAAGUGUAAAUAGAUUCAGAGCCCAGAUGUUACUGUUACCUACCAAGUAGGCGUGUAUUUUUUGUAUGUUCUCAACAUGCGUUUUGUAUGGUGGAUACAUUUCAACAUAGUGUUUGUGAACGGAGCGCCUGAUGUUCUCGCUUCUUACACAUUGGAAUGCGCUUUACUGCCAAUUGGAUAUUUGGUGUACAAUAUAUCCUUGAGGAAA
Messenger RNA from Stegostoma tigrinum, 2583 nucleotides. Its product is annotated as early growth response protein 1-like. Gene Ontology annotation, molecular function: RNA polymerase II cis-regulatory region sequence-specific DNA binding; DNA-binding transcription factor activity, RNA polymerase II-specific. NCBI's taxonomy places the organism in Eukaryota, Metazoa, Chordata, Chondrichthyes, Orectolobiformes, Stegostomatidae. The transcript is spliced from 2 exons. Bases 228 to 1796 code for a protein of 522 amino acids. The record is from RefSeq and is a predicted model, not a curated record. Gene Ontology annotation, biological process: regulation of transcription by RNA polymerase II.